Porites lobata is the source of this 1623-nucleotide messenger RNA. The record is from the annotation of a GenBank genome assembly. Lineage: Eukaryota; Metazoa; Cnidaria; Anthozoa; Scleractinia; Poritidae.
AUGAGUAUGAAACGAAAAAUUCUGUUAUCGACCGUCGUUUUGGCGGUUGUGAUACUCUUCACAGAAGUGUUUGUUUUGAACGAUUACCUUCCCUCAAUUAAAAAGCAUCAUAAGAGACCGGCUCGACUGUCUAAGACUGAGGAACUAAUUCAUUUUAAGCCUGACGCGCGCCCUCGGACAAGAAACAAGCCGGUUUCAAGAAAGAAAAAUGCAACAGUGCUGAAUGGACCGAACGGGUUGAAAACCGAAAGUGUUACUCAGAACCAGAAUGAGGUUAACAUCAUACCGAAUCGGCUUUCUGGUAAAGUGAACGGGAUCGACAAUAGAAUAAUACGGACGAAACUUCAGGUUAAACCAGGAGGUGUAAAGACAGGUAAGCGUGUAUUAAUUUACACGCCGUUGUUUACAGAUAAGCCGUGGCAGGGCAUCAGUGAUACAUACAGAUUCACUCAUUAUAGAGGGGCGCCCUGUCCAGUAACUAACUGCUUGCUUACAUAUAGACACCGUUUGUUUCCCCGUAGCGAUGUUGUUAUUUUUCACGGCCAGGACAUGCCAGAUACGUUCGAGUUGGAAGAACUAAACAGGCGCCGCCCUAAAGGACAAAUUUGGAUCUAUUUUGUCCUGGAAAGUCCUUCUAAUGCAAGGGAUACCUACUUUUUUCGAGACAUGUUUAACUGGACAAUGACUUACGAGAGGAACGCAGAUAUCUUCCUACCCUACGGUUCGUAUGUUACCCUCAAACCAGGUGAAAAAUCUUCUUACGGGCAAAUUAACCCAGAUAAGAAGGACCGUCUUGUGGUUUGGACAGUAAGUAAUUGUGGUGAAUUGCGCGACUGGUUUGUCCGAGAACUGAAGAAUCACAUUCGUGUUGAUAUUUUUGGUUCUUGCGGUGAGAGCGUGUAUCAGCCUCAUUUGCAAGACGAGGAAUGUGAAAAAGACUCUCCGGAUUGUGAAAAUCUCCUUAAGCGCUACAAGUUUCAGUUGGCAUUUGAGAAUGGUAAUUGCGUCGAUUAUGUUACUGAAAAAUACUGGGGGGGACCCUUAGAACUGGGGAUUGUCCCUGUGGUUUUAGGAGGCGCAAAUUACUCGGAGAUGGCCAUUCCAGGAUCAUAUAUCAACGUUUUCGACUUCGAUUCCAGAAAGACGUUAGCCGACUAUCUUCUUUAUCUUGAUAAAAACGACACUGCUUAUAUGGAGUAUUUUGUUUGGCGGAAGCUGUACAAGGUCGACGGAUACCUAACCGGGGCUACUUUUAACAAACACUAUCCUUGGACGUGCGAUAUAUGCGCAAAAGCUCAGAAUCCAAAGCGUAAGAGUUACAAGAGGAUAAGUGAUUUCAGAGACCCUUCAACGCACUGUGGAUUACACGUAGACAAAUUAUAUGAGUUGAUGAGUCCUGGCGGUGACAAUGACUUCAGAUCCAUCGAAAACCGCAAUAGCGCUGCCACUGCGGAUAUCUCUCGGGAAGAUAGUCAAGAAGAUGAUGAAGGAGAAAAAGUAGACGAUGAAGAAGACAGCGCUUCGAAUAAGGAGAAGAAUGCAGAAGAAAAUUCAGAUAAGAUAAAAGAACAUAAAGAAGGGAACGAGGAAAGUAACACAGUUAUUAAACAAAGAAAAAAGUGA